Molecule: messenger RNA, 1573 nt
Organism: Lingula anatina
Lineage: Eukaryota; Metazoa; Brachiopoda; Lingulata; Lingulida; Lingulidae
Cellular component (GO): extracellular region
Molecular function (GO): chitin binding
Source: RefSeq, a predicted model, not a curated record
CUUAUAUAAAAAGACAGACAUAUUACCGGUUGUCUUCACACACCUCCCAAAAUGGCGGCACUAAAGAGUUUCCUCGCGCUGGUGAUCCUCGGCGUCGCUCUUGCACAAGACGUUGAUAUCUGUAGUGAUGACGACAAGCUGUUGGAACAUGGUGCGAUGUUCAGGAUCUACGAGCAGGAUUGUGCUAAAUAUUACUGGUGUGUCCUCGGCAAACCCAUUGCUCAGAAUUGUUCACAAGGAACGCUGUUUGAUGCGGAAGCGAUGGGAUGCUUGGGGUGCGACGUCGUUGAUUGCAACAACCGACCUUAUGAUCCCAUUCAUUGUUUUAGAGAGCCGGAGACGACUGUGGACGUUAAUGCUACAACAACCCCAGGCCCCACGCCACCGCCAGAACUACUGGGAGGUGAUUGUAAAGAUUCCAGAGGAUUGACCCUGUACGCCCUGACAAACACCACCAAGGCUUACAUGGAUGCGGCGGAUGGGAAUUACGAGAUAGUUUCUUGCGGUCAUGACGAGUUCAGCAUCACGGACUGUGAAUGUGUGAGGCCAGGAGUGAUCAGAGCAAAGCGCAAGGAGAUCUUACUGAAUUGUGAGGGCACCGUGACAGAGUCUAGUAAGGUUUGGGUGGGUGCCUACGGCAAUGUCUCCUUGGAAGACUACAACGCACAGGCAGGGGAAACAAGCUGCAGGUUUCUGGCAGGUCACUUGGAGAUCCCCCACUUCAUGAACAGAGCGUUCAAACGCUUCACGAUCGCCUUCUUUUACCUCCGCGACGCCACGGGAGGAGGGCGUAUGGGGCUCGUGAACAACGGGCGUGCCACCACCGCCCCGUCUGUGCAGAUAUAUUCAGAAGUGAACGGUCUUGGUGGCUCCAUAAUGACCAACUCCUCUGAAUAUACCUUUUAUAUUGAUGGUACUAAGGCUGACUCACGGUUAGAUGAUGGCAUAUGGCAUCACGUUGUCAUGGCAUGUAAUGGCAGCACACUGCUCAUUUACAUCAACGGAGCCGAGAGAGUGAAAAUUAACAUGGAUGGCCAGCCCAGACAAAUGAAGGACUCACCUAUGGUGAUUGGAGUUGAUCGUUACGCUGACGUCACAGGGAACUUUAGAGAUACUUACUUCAAAGGGCUAAUGGAUAAUAUUGUUUUCUACGACGUGGACCUCGGCGAGUACGACGUCAGCAGGUUAUACGGCCGGGAAGACGUCCCCUCCCCAAAUCCUGACCAGUACAGCAACCCUAGUGCGGUAUAGUGUUCUGAGCAGACGCAGAGGACAGAAAGACGCCAUGGACGCUGUAUGCUGUAAGAGUGACAAUAUUCCAGGGACAUUUAUGUUGUUUUAUUACCUACAUGACAGGCAAACACCUUAUAUGUGAAUUUUCAUUCAACAGAUUUUCUUUGGGUUGUGUCAUAUCUUCAACAAUGGCAUAAAUCAGCUGAGAACUGGACUUAAACAAGCGUUUACACAGUUUAUUAUUGAAGCUGUUGAGGAAGUUUUGAGUUUCUUCUUUGCUUUGCCUUUUCGUUGUCGCAAUAUGCUGUACAACAAUUUAAAGAUUAAAAAAUGAAAAAUA